AUGAAGACUGCAUUAUCGGAAGUUCCACUGUGUGAUAACGAUGCUAAUUCACAAUCGAUUCCGGCUUCAUGCUCCCCUCCACAAUUGGGUGAUCAGAGUACCAGGGCUCCCUCCCCAAAAAAACCAAUGUUAGCCGACCGUAACAGGGUCAGCAAUGAAUCUACUUCUCACCCAAAGGGACUUCCACACCAAACACAUUUGAGCUUUUGCUACACUAAUGCCCAAGGUCUCCGCAGUAAGUUCUCGGAACUGGUGUUGCGUUUCCAGUCCAGUCAGUGGGAUAUCAUUGCUGUCACAGAAACUUGGUUGACGAAUGACAUUCUCGACUCUGAGUUGUGCCUACCGGGCAUGUCUCUUCUCAGACGCGAUCAUCCAACACGCGGGGGUGGUGUUCUACUUUACCAUCAAAACGAUCUCCAGUGCGAUGCAGUUGAUCCUCCUGUAUCAGCCCCCGAUACAAUUUGGUGUAAACUGAAACUGUCUAAGCAUGACGAUUGUCUUGUUGGAGUGGUCUAUCAUUCUCCCUCGUCCACGGAGUCAGCAAACGAUACAUUUGUGCGAGCUAUGUUACAAGUCCUAUCUGCAAAAUUUAGCCAUAUUCUGAUAGUGGGUGAUUUCAACUGCCCGCAUCUCGAUCAAACUCUGACCUCCCAUCUAUCGUUCCAAAGUCAAUUUAAACAGUUAAUCGACUCGCAUCCGUUGUACAACCACAUGAAGGAGCCCACAAGGUUUCGCAACCUGGCGACAUCGUCGAUGGAUCUGGUACUAACGAACGAAGAACUUAUGGUCGAAUCCAUCGGUCUCACCCCCCUUAGGACGCAGUGA
This is a messenger RNA of Echinostoma caproni, 825 nucleotides long. Lineage: Eukaryota; Metazoa; Platyhelminthes; Trematoda; Plagiorchiida; Echinostomatidae. The record is from the annotation of a GenBank genome assembly.